UAAAAACACCAUGACAUUCUUGUCUCACAUUAUUUUUGCAAUCACAUUUAUCGCUCUAACUGCUGCAACUAAACUAACUAUUUACCCUCAACAAGUGGUCAAAGACCAACCAGUGACUUUCGUCUGUGAACCAGAGCCUCCAUCCAGUGACGUAACCUACAAAUGGCUACAUAAUGGUAACAGAAUAGGAAAUUUAGUUUCCUCGAACUGGACCAUAAAACGUGCUUCUUUAAGCACACGCAGCAAUUUUUCCUGCAUCGUCCAAACCAAAACUGGUUCAAUUUCUCGAGCUGAUAUUUUUGUCGACGUUACAGCACCUCCAAGAUUUAUAAAAGAUCUAUUGACUUACUAUGGCUAUUCUCAUACAAGCACAAACGUUUCUCUAACAUGUAUAAUAGAAUGCUAUCCACUGUGUAACGUACUGUGGUAUAAAGAUGACCAGAAAAUAGACACCGAUAAUCCUCUGUAUUACAUAAAAAACGAACAAAUUCCAGUCGAUGACCCAAGCGACGAGUUUGAAUCAGUCGAGUCCACUUUAGUCUGGAAUUUGAAAAACUGGCCCAAUCAACGUUUAAUUAAAAACGAUGGCCAAUCAAAGUAUACUUGUAAAAGCGGUGAUGGUUUUCUUGAUGUUGAAUCGACUGCUUAUGUUGCAGUUGAAUAUCCACCAGAAAAUAUUACCUUGUCUACAAAGGCCGUUGUAAAUGUUAUAGAAAAUGGAACUGCAGAUCCUGUGACUUGUACGGCAAACGGAAAUCCAAAAGUUGAAUAUGUUUGGAAAUAUACUCCUACAGGGGUUGUACAAGAAAGGGGCAAUACUCUUCGUUUAGGUAAAAUUACAAGAGACCAAGAACAUAGUUAUACUUGUGAAGCUUCUAAUAGACAAGGCACUAUAACUACUGAGUUACAUUUCAAUGUUUUGUAUAAGCCAAUUGUGAGAGUAUUUUCCAACAAAACUACUUUUGUUGAGGGGAGCAGCGAAACUGCUUUUAUUUUUUGCAAAUAUUACGCUGAACCUGCAAGGCCUGUCACUGUUAGCUGGCUCAAGAAUGGAGCUGUUUUAAGAAGAAUCGAAGGAAAACAUAUAUUCGAAACUCUGGGGACCGUGUCCUUGAUAAUUAGGGACGUCGGAAAUAGGGAUGCUGGAGAUUACCGUUGUGUGUUGAGUAAUUCAGUGGGAAAAAGUACAUCGCGAAGUAUAUCGUUGGCCGUUGUUGGUUCGUCUUAUCGACCAGGACGAUAUCGGCUUUCGCCUCGGGGUGGUACCACUCGCAACCCCAAAAAGGAGAGACAAGUUUUUUAG
Molecule: messenger RNA, 1303 nt
Organism: Zophobas morio
Lineage: Eukaryota; Metazoa; Arthropoda; Insecta; Coleoptera; Tenebrionidae
Product: contactin-like
Exons: 5
Coding region: 11-1303 (430 amino acids)
Source: RefSeq, a predicted model, not a curated record